GUUGUGUUUGAACAACCGGGAGUUUUUAUUCAUCUCAUCGUAAAUCCAGAUGAAGAGGAUAAACUGCUAAGUGGAACACUUAGUGUAUAUGAGGAGAGUGGUUACAAAUACUUUAAAUGGAGCCGGGUAUCUUCUGCACCUUUACCUUCAGAUGAACAUGACACCCAAGUUCUUAGUGGAACAUCAAGUGCAGUUGUUGCUAGUGAUGCAACGCAUGUAUCACCAGUCCAAACACAAGAAAUCACAUCCGAGUUGAGACAACCAUCUGUUUCACCUGAACCCAAUUCCUCAGAUCCUGAUUGGACAGUGGUUGCCGAUAGCAACAAACAUGAAGAUUCAUUUGAAAUGGAUGUUGCUUCAUCAGAAUCGCAGAAAACCUUUCCAUUCAAAUAUGACUUCACUGUGGAUAUUGAGGAUUUACGUUAUAUUAGAAAGUCCAAAAAAGGUUUAAACUGGAAAUAUUUGGUCCUUGAGUUGAAAGAUGGAGCAAAUUUACCAACCCUUCAUUUUCAUGAGGGUGGAUCUAAAAACUUCUUGAAGGCAAUCGAAAGUUAUGUGAUGCUUGCUCAAUCAUCAAAAGUUACCCGAACUUUGGAAGUUAUGCCACACAACAACAAUGCACUUACUCAAUCUUUUGACGAAUUAAAUUUGUUUGGUGAAAAUGGACAACAAACUUCUUCACAAAGAAGAGGAUUUUUAGAAACCCCAAUUUCCAGUGCAUACAGUGGGCUGUCAAAAGUGACCAACUACAUUCAAGAUUUCCUAAAUCCCGCUGAGGUUCAUUACCAGACUCGGCCGAAACACGAACGAGCUACUCUUGUUCCAGAUGAAGCCACAGAAGCGGUUGGAUCCAGUCGGAUACAGAUUAAACAAGAAGAGGACACGGCUGGAGGUUUCGAAAUGAUAACUUGUGCGGACCUUGGACCUCGUUCCGAACCAACAAGGUCACUUCCUAUAAAUGAAGAGUUUUGGAACAAUCAUAAAGAUGAAGAAGGAAGGAUUAUUGAUGUCGAUGAAGUUAAAAGAUCUAUUUUUCGUGGUGGAAUUGAUUCAAAUUUGAGGAAAGAAGUUUGGAAAUAUUUAUUAAAUUAUUAUAUUUGGGAUAAAACAACAGCUGAGCUCAAGGAACACAAGGAAAUAAAAGAAGAAAACUAUUACCGAAUGAAAAUGCAAUGGAAAUCAAUUGACGCCGACCAAGAAAGUCGUUUCACCGCUAUCAGAGAAAACAAAUCAUUAAUUGACAAAGAUGUUACAAGAACUGACAGAACCCGAAUAUUCUACGAAGGUCAAGAAAAUGUCAGUCUCAAGUUGCUUAAUGACGUUCUGAUGACGUAUUGCAUGUUCAACUUUGACCUCGGUUAUGUGCAAGGUAUGAGUGAUCUUCUCUCUCCAAUACUUGAAGUUAUGGGAAGCGAAGUUGAUGCUUUCUGGUGUUUCGUUGGUUAUAUGGAUAUUGUGCAACAUAACUUCGAUCUCAACCAACGUGGAAUGAAAGUACAGUUGCGCGACCUCCACACGUUGAUACAAUACAUGGAACCGAAGUUGUGGGACCAUUUGGAAGAAAAAGAAUCUUCCAACCUUUACUUCUGCUUCAGAUGGCUACUUAUUCGAUUUAAAAGAGAGUUCUCAUUUGAAGACAUACAAACCCUAUGGGAGGUUUCGUGGACAGGCCUUCCAUGUCGUAACUUUCACCUAGUCAUGUGCCUUGCUUUGUUAGACACAGAGAAGUCAAGCUUAAUGAAAGAAGAUUGUGGUUUCACUGAAAUACUAAAACACGUAAAUGAAAUGUCGGGUAAAAUCGAGCUCCAAGCCACACUAAGGAAAGCAGAAGGUAUUUAUCUUCAACUUGCUGCUUGUAGGAAAGAUUUACCAGACAGCAUUCGACAAAUACUCGAUCUGUAAACAUCCUACUCGUGGGGUGAUGUCAUACUUUUAUAGUAUGACGUUUCACUUUCUGAUUUGUUAAUUCAUUGCGGUCUUCGUUUUUAUAUAUCUUAAAAUCAUUGGCUUGAAAAUAUUCUUACGCAACAUUAUGCUCUGAAACAUCUCAUUCAUAAACCAUUCUGUCGUCUUUAUCAUCAUUUUUAGACUAAAGCAGUUUUAGGGUGACGAAUUAUUUUCCAUAACUUCGUGUUAUUUUUACCAUUUUUUCUUCGUUAAAUGUAAAUUUCUUAAUUUUUUGUAACCACACCGGCAGGCAUAUUACUGUCGUUUACGAAAUGUAAAUAUAGCAGAAACGGCAUAUUUACAGUUUCAUUUAAAAAUAAAAUCGGUGAUAAAUGCGUGGUGGGUUGGCGUUUUUUUUCUUUCCAUUUUUUGCAUAUGAAGCACUUAGAAAUCGUGUUUACCACAGUUUCUCUUUCUGUGACAAUUAAAUAGCUUGUUACCAUGUCAUG
Messenger RNA from Ciona intestinalis (vase tunicate), 2396 nucleotides. The record is from RefSeq and is a predicted model, not a curated record. Lineage: Eukaryota; Metazoa; Chordata; Ascidiacea; Phlebobranchia; Cionidae.